UGACCUAAAAAGAGAAGGAGUAGAUUGUCCUUCGUCCUUUAUUUUGAAACAAUUUGCAGAAAUCAGCCGGAAAUGGAAUUCUAAAUCGACACUAGCUUCACACGGAAGGUUUAGUUUCCGCAUCUCGUACUUGUAUGCAUUUUGCUGGCUAGUUCUUUUGGAAUUAAGAGGAAUUGUUCUGAUAAUUUUAUAUCGACAGUCAUAAUGAACUAACAAUAUAUUUCUUCGACGAGAGACAAUGUUUUAAUUAGGCUUACAAAUCGAAAUAGGAAUUGUAUCUGCACCCUACUGGAGUUCACCUUGAAUGAACGGACGAACUAGCUGUGCCUGGUCGCGCUUCAAUGAGGCACUAAUUUCAUUUCUACCUGUGCUUUAUAAUGGGCUUAGUUCUUCGAAAUCUCCAGAAAGUUGUGCCACUACGACGUGCUACACUACGCAAAGAUGUAGACACUCUAAGGCACAUACUAGGGGUCCAAAAAUUUGAUAUGGGUAUAAUUUGCGUUGAUAACCGUAGAAUUCAACGCAUUAAUAACAUUUAUCGUAAAAAGAACACGCCCACAGAUGUCCUUGCAUUUCCUUUCUACGAGGACUUGAGACCAGGAAGGCUGCCUUGUCCCAUACACAGAGACGAGCUUAACCUUGGAGACAUUUUCUUGGGGGUUGAAUACUUGACGAAAACGUGCCAGAACGAAUCUCAGGACAUUCAUGGUGUUCUCACAGUGGUCACUGCUCAUGGGAUCUGUCAUCUACUGGGCUAUAGACAUGAAACAGAGGAAGAGUGGGCAGAGAUGCUGCAGAAGGAAAGCUAUAUUUUUACUGAGUUUAACAGACUCACUGGCAGACUUCUGGAACCUCUGACCAAGAAAUGCACCCAAAGCAGGUGACUUCAUCAAUCCCAACUACCUAAAAACUGGAUUUUAACAUUCAAUUGAGGACAUCCAAAAGUAGACUUUUGGUUCAAGACCAUGUAAUUUACUCAACUCACAGUGCACAGUACAAUGGACAUAUACCUGCACCUCCACAAUUAUCAAACACUACUGCUCAUUAAACGUUUUGGCUUGACAUGUGACAGGAAAAAUAAAACAUCAAAACAUGUUAA
Molecule: messenger RNA, 1099 nt
Organism: Osmerus eperlanus (European smelt)
Lineage: Eukaryota; Metazoa; Chordata; Actinopteri; Osmeriformes; Osmeridae
Gene: ybey
Product: ybeY metalloendoribonuclease
Exons: 4
Coding region: 378-884 (168 amino acids)
Biological process (GO): rRNA processing
Molecular function (GO): metalloendopeptidase activity
Source: RefSeq, a predicted model, not a curated record